This is a messenger RNA of Dioscorea cayenensis subsp. rotundata (Guinea yam), 558 nucleotides long. Its product is annotated as glycine-rich cell wall structural protein-like. The record is from RefSeq and is a predicted model, not a curated record. Bases 1 to 558 code for a protein of 185 amino acids. The transcript has 2 exons. Lineage: Eukaryota; Viridiplantae; Streptophyta; Magnoliopsida; Dioscoreales; Dioscoreaceae.
AUGGGGAAGUUUGUUAAGUGUUUGGGAGUGUUGGGAUUCAUGGCAAUGGCAAUGCUCAUGAUUGUUGGGAUUGUGGAGGCUAGAAUGCUUGAGAAGGAGACAUUUCUUGGUGGUGGAUUAGGUGCUGGUGGUGGUGGUGCAGGAGGAGGCCUCGGUGGCGGUGGUGGUGCUGGAGGAGGUCUCGGUGGUGGUGGUGGUGGUGGUGCCGGAGGAGGUCUCGGUGGUGGUGCAGGAGGAGGUCUAGGUGGCGGUGGUGGUGCAGGUGGCGGUGCCGGAGGAGGUCUCGGUGGUGGUGCUGGAGGAGGUCUAGGUGGCGGUGGUGGUGCAGGUGGCGGUGCCGGAGGAGGUCUAGGUGGUGGGGCAGGUGGUGGUGCUGGAGGAGGUCUAGGUGGCGGUGGCGGUGCUGGUGGGGGAGGAGGUCUUGGUGGCGGUGGCGGUGCUGGUGCCGGAGGAGGGUUUGGAGGUGGUGGUGGAGCUGGAGGAGGAGUUGGGGUUGGUGCUGGAGCAGGUGGUGGUGGAGGAUUUGGUGGCGGAGCUGGCGGUGGCGGUGGAUUUUAG